Molecule: messenger RNA, 855 nt
Organism: Culicoides brevitarsis
Lineage: Eukaryota; Metazoa; Arthropoda; Insecta; Diptera; Ceratopogonidae
Product: zinc metalloproteinase nas-4-like
Exons: 6
Coding region: 1-855 (284 amino acids)
Biological process (GO): proteolysis
Molecular function (GO): metalloendopeptidase activity; zinc ion binding
Source: RefSeq, a predicted model, not a curated record
AUGAGAUUUGGCAUUUAUUGGGUCGUUCAUGUAACUAUGGAUUCAAAAUUUUUGAUUUUUCUUACCUUUUUGACGCUUGGAAAUGCGUUUCCAACAACAAAACUUAAGGCUGGAUAUCAGGAACUCGAUGAAUGGAGUCGUUUUAAAUUGAAACAUUUGACGAAAAAUGAUAAUAUUGAGGUCUACAGUGGUCAAUUUGAAGGCGAUAUCGUGUUGACACAAGAACAAUUGGAAAGUCUGAUGGGUAAAAAUGGAAUUAUUAAGGAAACGAAGCGAUGGAUCAACCAUACAGUACCUUACGUGAUCAAAGAAAAUAAUUUUAAUUUUGAGCAAAUAAACUACAUUCACAAAGCCCUUCGUCAAUUAGAGCUUGUCACAUGUCUCAAAUUUGUUCAAUGGACAGGACAACAAGAUUACCUCGAAGUAGCUGGCGACAUCGCUGGUUGUUGGACCUACGUUGGUCGAAUUGGCAACAAACAAACUCUCCAUUUGGAGCCAAGUGCUCUCGAAGUCAAUUGUUUCCGCUUAGCUACUAUCCAACAUGAAUUUAUGCACGCUUUGGGCUUCGAACACAUGCAAAGCUCCUUCGAUCGAGACGAUUAUGUUGAAAUCAAAUGGGAGAAUCUUUGGCCCGGAACUGAACAUAAUUUUGAAAAAUAUAAUUCUUCAGUAGUUACAGGAUUUGGAGUUCCUUACGAUUAUAAUUCAGUGAUGCAUUAUGGUCCUUUGGAUUUUUCCAUUAAUGGAUUGCAAACAAUUGUACCGAGAGAUCCAAAUGCGAAUAUUGGUCAACGUACGGGAUUGAGUCGGCGUGAUAUUGAGAAAAUUAAUCGGAUGUAUGAGUGUCCUUUAUAA